ACCGAAGCCGGCUCCGGCUGGGAACGGUCUUGGCGCGGACCUAGCCCGGGGCUUGGUGCUUCGGUUGGGGUUUUUCCCCAGUGUUGAUAGCACACUCGGCGACCAAGCACCUUCCUGAACAAGAGAAAGUCGCAAACAACGACCCUAACAGCUGAGGUCAAAACACACUAGGGGAACACCUUCAGUUUGUAAACAAUAGGUUUUACAUUGGCAUCAACUGUCAAGAUGCUGUAACUCUGUACUGCCUUCUCUAGGACUCUCAUUUCAUUCACUUGGUUGUUUAGAUGUCAACAGUUAUUUCUAGCCCACUUAUCUUAUCGCUUGGCACCCAUUCUUUCAGUCCGUUGCGUUCGAAUUCAAUGGCGGGGGUGGGGUCCACAUCAGCUUACCCCAUGGUCAUUUUAACCACCAACACAACAUCAGAUAAGUAUCUCUCUUGCUAACAGCAAUUGGCCUCGAUCCACCACCCAUCGGUCAGUCAUCACGGCGGUUUAAAUACAUUUACAGGUCAGGUUCUCCUGAUCUUGCAACUUCUGGCUCCAUCACCCGAGGAUCUUCCGUUGUUGUUGUUUUUGCAUAUUGAAUACUCACUGCCGGUGAUCAUCAACUCGCAGUUUGGCCUGGAAGAGCUCAAAGAUCAAAACCAACAACUCGAUACCUGGACCAGCCAACAGGAAGAAACUAAGUCGUGUUACAGAUCCUCGCUCUCAAUCCUUUCUCGCGCCCCAGGUGACCCGUCACCAACAUGACAGCUCGGCAACACCUCCUUAGCCGGGCCCACCAUGUCAGCUCAGCCCUACUGGGCUCGCGACUCAAGUGUGCCCGUCAACCCUGUUUCAACACCGUCCAACGACGCCUCAAAAGCACAGACUCGCAACUCGCCAGUCUCCUCAAAAUCUCCCCUGAAGUUGCCGACGCCCUGGCUACCAACAAGCCCGUCGUUGCUCUUGAGUCCACCAUCUACACCCAUGGCGCCCUCGGAGACGAUCUGUACCUCGAGGACAUUGUCCGCAAAAAUGGAGCUGUCCCUGCUGUUUGCGGUAUCCUUGCUGGUGUGCCUACAGUUGGUCUUAGCACUGAGGAGGUGACGAGAAUGGUUCACGAGGGUGCAAAGAAGGCUUCUAGACGCGAUCUUGCAUAUCUGGUGGGAAAGGGCCUUACGGGAACCAAGAUUCAUGGUGGUACUACCAUUUCUGGAACUAUGGUGCUCUCUAGACUUGCCGGAAUCCGCGUAUUUGGUACCGGCGGACUUGGUGGUGUUCAUAAGGGCGGCGAGAACUCCAUGGAUAUCUCGGCCGACUUGACCGAACUGGGAAGAACUCGUGUCGCCGUGGUGAGCAGUGGCUGCAAGGGCUUUCUCGAUAUUCCCAGGACACUCGAGUUCCUCGAGACCCAAGGGGUUCUGGUGUCCACGUUCGCAGACGGGCAACAAGGAAACAUUGACUUCCCUGCCUUCUGGGCCCGUGAAAGCGGCAUCAAGAGUCCUUCAGUGAUUCAAAACGAGGCCGAAGCCGCGGCCAUGAUCUAUGCCCAGGAGCAGCUCAACAUUGAGACAGGUCUUCUCUUGGCCAACCCCAUUCCGGAGGAGCAUGCCAUCUCUAGGCAGGACAUGGAGCACGCCAUCAGCGUUGCCGUAGGCGAGGCGGACGAGAAGGGCUUCAGCGGCGCAGAGAACACGCCGUAUAUCCUCAGGAGAAUCAGGGAGCUGACCGAGGGCCGCAGUGUGCCUGCCAACAAGUACCUGGUUCAGGCGAACGUUGCGCGGGCUGCUAAGGUAGCAGUGGAGCUCAGUAAGCUUAUGGACGGCGGCUCCCGCUCUUCCCAGGCUGCUGCGUUCACAGUUCAGUCUCCUGGAAUUCGCAAAGUGAAAGUAGAGAUCAAGCCUGAGCCUUCCAAAGUCACACAGCAGCAACAGUCUAACACGGCUGACAUCCUAGUCGCUGGCUCGGUCGCCCUCGAUUUGAGCUGUGAUUAUGCCGGUGGGGUUGAUGCCCAGGGCAACAAGACAGUGUCGCCUUUGGCUCACGUCUCUAAUCCCUCCCACAUCACUCAAUCCGUCGGAGGUGUAGGCCACAAUGUAGCCCUUGCCGCCCACAAAGUCAGCGAGGAUGGCAAAGUGAGGCUCUGCAGCAUGGUUGGUGACGACAUUGCGGGCGCCACUAUCCUUGCCAACCUCGAAUCCUCCGGUCUUGACACCACCUGCAUCCGCAAGCUGGGUCGCGAAUACCCGUCCACCCGCACAGCCCAAUACGUCGCCGUCAAUGACGCCGAUAAGAACCUCGUCAUGGCCAUGGCCGACAUGGCUAUCUUCUCCAACCACUCAUUCCCAACGUACUGGAACUCCGCCGUAGCCGCCACCAAACCUAAAUGGCUCGUCGUCGACGGUAACUGGGCCGAAGCGGACAUCCAAACCUGGAUCGAAGCUGGACGCAAGCACGGUGCCCGCGUCGCCUUCGAGCCCGUCUCGGCUGCCAAGUCCGAGCGUCUCUUUGCCGCUCCGAAGCAGGGCGGCCAGUUACCUUUGCGUCUGUUCCCCAACGCCAGCGUCGAUCUCGCGUCGCCAAACCAGUACGAGCUUUCGGCCAUGCAUGCUGCCGCGACGAGGAACGAGUACUUUACGCACAGUUGGUUCGAAGUCAUCGACACGUUUGGCAUGCACGGUUCAAGGGAUAAGUUUGUACGACUGACGAGCGCGGAGAUCACCGAUAUGGGCCUGCCCCAGCAGAAUAUCCAGCUGUUGCCAUAUAUCCCGACGAUUAUCACGAAGCUGGGAGCGAAGGGCGCGUUGGUUACUAUGUUGUUGAAGCCGGGUGAUCCAUUGCUGAAGGACAGCCAUCAUGCGCCGUAUAUUCUGGCGAGGAAUUAUAACGAUCAUCCGCAUGUGGGUGGCGUCUAUAUGCGGCUGUUCCCGCCAGUGGAGACGGUCAAGGAUGUGGUCAGUGUCAAUGGUGUUGGAGAUACGUUCUUGGGCGUAUUGGUGGCGGGGUUGGCGAUGGGUGGUCGAGUUGAGAAUCUGGUGGAUGUGGCGCAAAGGGCGGCGUGUUUGUCAUUGAGGAGUCAUGAGAGUGUUAGUAUGGAGUUGGCUGGGUUAAAGGGUGAUUUGAGGUUGGCGGUGGAGAAGGAGUGAGGAAUGGUUUUCCGGCCACGAGAUGGAAGAGGCAUAAGCGAUAUACAACGGGACUGGAGGGCCACAUGGAGGAAAUAAUUGCCAUGCGGUUAUGAAACAAUGGAAAUAAGAAAUUGGGGUUCUGUUUGAUUCGGAGGGGACUUGUCGUUCGAACGUGACGAGCUAAACGUCAAGUCAAAGCCUUCUUUUGCCUCUUGACAACAUGAAGAGACAAUGAGCACAUGACUUUUGGCUUGUGGUCACACUUGUAGCCUGCCUACAAGUGCCCACAUGCAUUUACCGUGAUAAGAAUGAAUAGGGGUUGGAGGAUGCAGUGUCAAGUUUGUUGUAUGCUCGCCCUUUGGUUAUGGCGCAACCAAUGAGGCUUAUAGUACUUGGUAUAAUGACUUGUUUGUGUUUCUCUAGAGAACUUGAUCAAGCUU
Neurospora crassa OR74A is the source of this 3549-nucleotide messenger RNA. Its product is annotated as IdgA domain-containing protein. Lineage: Eukaryota; Fungi; Ascomycota; Sordariomycetes; Sordariales; Sordariaceae. The coding region runs from base 746 to 3127 and encodes 793 amino acids. The transcript is spliced from 6 exons. The record is from RefSeq and is a predicted model, not a curated record. Gene Ontology annotation, molecular function: pseudouridylate synthase activity.